Molecule: messenger RNA, 915 nt
Organism: Nipponia nippon (crested ibis)
Lineage: Eukaryota; Metazoa; Chordata; Aves; Pelecaniformes; Threskiornithidae
Gene: PPIE
Product: peptidylprolyl isomerase E
Biological process (GO): protein folding; protein peptidyl-prolyl isomerization
Cellular component (GO): mitochondrion; cytoplasm
Molecular function (GO): peptidyl-prolyl cis-trans isomerase activity; cyclosporin A binding; RNA binding
Source: RefSeq, a predicted model, not a curated record
AUGGCCGCGGCGCCCAGGCGGGUGCUGUACGUGGGCGGGCUGGCGGAGGAGGUGGACGAGAAGGUGCUGCACGCCGCCUUCAUCCCCUUCGGGGACAUCACCGACAUCCAGAUCCCGCUGGACUACGAGACCGAAAAGCACCGGGGAUUCGCCUUCAUUGAAUUUGAGCUGGCGGAGGAUGCAGCGGCAGCUAUUGACAACAUGAAUGAGUCUGAGCUCUUUGGCAGGACAAUUCGUGUGAACUUGGCCAAACCAAUGCGAAUUAAGGAGGGAUCAUCCAGGCCUGUUUGGUCAGACGAUGACUGGCUGAAGAAGUUUUCGGGGAAGACUCUGGAGGAGAACACAGAGGAGACAGGAGCAGAGGCCCCCAAACCAGAGGUGCAGGAGGGCGAGCCUCCUGCCAAGAAAUCCCGGGUCAACCCUCAGGUUUACAUGGACAUCAAGAUCGGAAACAAACCCGCGGGGCGGCUGCAGAUCCUCCUGCGCUCAGAUGUGGUGCCCAUGACCGUAGAGAAUUUCCGCUGCCUCUGCACCCACGAGAAAGGCUUCGGCUUCAAAGGGAGCAGCUUCCACCGCAUCAUCCCCCAGUUCAUGUGCCAGGCCGGCGACUUCACCAACCACAACGGCACCGGCGGCAAAUCCAUCUACGGGAAGAAGUUUGAUGAUGAAAACUUCAUUCUCAAACACACGGGACCAGGGCUGUUAUCGAUGGCAAACUCUGGUCCAAACACCAACGGCUCCCAGUUUUUCAUCACUUGCGAUAAAACAGACUGGCUGGACGGGAAGCACGUGGUGUUCGGGGAGGUGACGGAGGGCAUGGACGUGGUGCGGCAGAUCGAGGCUCAGGGCACCAAGGAUGGGAAACCGAAGCAGAAGGUGAUCAUCUCGGACUGCGGGGAGUGCCCGUGAGCUCGG